AUGGUUCUCAGAGUCUUAUUCACUGUGGUCGUUGCAACCACCUUGUUCGCACUGUUCAAAACAUUUCAAUCGUACAUAUCGCUCAGGCACAUCCCCGGUCCGAGAGCAGCAGCCCUUACGAACCUGGUUCGGCGCUCAUGGGCAAAAUCUGGUCGCAUACAUGAGAUACAUCUCCGCGUGCACCACGACUAUGGUUCCGUCGUCCGCGUAGGACCGAACGCUGUAUUGGUCUCGCAGCCGCGCGCUAUCGACAGCAUCUUUGGAUUCAAAUCGCGGCCAAAGAAGUCAGAAUUCUACAACGCGCUCAUGCCGCGCAUGAAAGGCGGCGCCAUCCCCGACGUUUUCGCGACGCUGGACGAGGAUGUGCACCGCCAGAUGCGGCGUCCCAUCGCGAACCUCUACAGCAUCGGAAACCUCAUCUCGUUCGAGCCGCUCAUCACGUCCACGCUGCGGCACUUUUUCAUGCGACUGGACGAGCGCUUCGUGGACCGUGCGGACACUGCAUUCGAUAUGUAUGAUUGGCUACAGUUCCUUACGUUUGACGUCAUUGGCGAGGUGACCUUCUCACGACGCCUCGGGUUUCUGGAUGAAGGAGGGGACAUCGAGGGUGUGAUCGAGGCGAACUGGAAUUAUUUCAAAGCUGCGGCACCGAAUACCCAGAUGCCUUGGCUGGAUUAUUUGUGGAAGGAUAAUCCCAUAUUGCCCGCGGGGUCGAAGAAGAAUCUCGUGGCGGAGUUCUCUUUCGCACGAAUUCAUGAGCGGAUGAGCUUGACACAAGCACAGAGAGAGAGCAUCAAUCAGCGUGACUUCCUGUCCUGCUUUAUCCGGGAGAAGGAGAAGGAUAGCGCGUUACCUCCUAGCGCCGUCCCCACCUGGACAAACUCAAACAUCCAAGCAGGCGUCGACACAACCAGCAUCCUCGAGAGCGCCCUCUUCUACCACCUUCUAAAGAACCCGGUCACUCUUACAACUCUACGCGCCGAAAUUGAUGCCGCCGCAAAGACCGGCCGCAUUUCCGAGUUCGUCUCGUGGAAGGAGUCACAGACGCUGCCGUAUCUGGAGGCUUGCAUCCACGAAGCGUCUCGGCUGCACCCACCCAUUUGCUUCCCGAUCGAGCGCAUAGUGGGGCAGCAAGGACUGCAGAUCGAUGGCUAUGCGAUCCCGCCGGGGACUAGGGUUUCGAUGAGCCCGUGGACGGUUCAUCGUGAGAAGUGGUUGUACGGGGAAGACGCUGAAGUGUGGCGACCAGAACGGUGGCUCGUGGGCGAGGAGCAGAAGAGGACUAUGUACAGCUCGUUGCUUACGUUUGGCGCGGGCCAUCGCUCUUGCCUGGGGAAGAACUUGUCGUAUUUCCAGAUUUUCAAGCUUGUGCCCUCGCUGCUGCAAAAAUAUGAUCUUGAGCUGAUGCGGCCGAGCGAGGAGUGGAAAAUCGAAAACCAUUGGUUUGCGCAGCCGUCGGGGUUUGAGGUGAAGAUCACGCGAAGGAAGUAG
Alternaria burnsii is the source of this 1491-nucleotide messenger RNA. RefSeq names its product pisatin demethylase. NCBI's taxonomy places the organism in Eukaryota, Fungi, Ascomycota, Dothideomycetes, Pleosporales, Pleosporaceae. The transcript has 7 exons. Gene Ontology annotation, molecular function: oxidoreductase activity, acting on paired donors, with incorporation or reduction of molecular oxygen; heme binding; monooxygenase activity. The record is from RefSeq and is a predicted model, not a curated record. The coding region runs from base 1 to 1491 and encodes 496 amino acids.